GGGAGCCGUGAGUUUCUUCUGCCGGGCCCCGGAUCUCGGCCUCGGUCCUGCCGAGGAGGCCAUGGCGCUUCGAGGCGCCCAGAAGGUGCUCUGCGUGGCGGAGAAGAACGACGCAGCCCGGGGCAUCGCGGACAUCCUCUCGGACAGCAGGAUGCGGAGGAGAGAAGGAAUGUCCAAGUUCAACAAGAUCUAUGAAUUCCAGUAUCUCUUGUUUGGCCAGAAUGUAACUUUGAUUAUGACAUCUGUGUCCGGACAUUUACUGGUUCACGACUUUAAGUCACCGUUUCGGAAAUGGCACAGCUGUAACCCUCUGGUCCUCUUUGAUGCAGAACUCGAGAAAUUCUGCCCUGAAAACUACAUGGACAUUAAGCGUACCCUUGAGCGAGAAGUUCUGCAGUGCCAGGCCCUGGUGAUCUGGACUGAUUGUGAUCGUGAAGGGGAAAACAUUGGCUUUGAAAUCAUUCACGUUUGUAAAGCAGUGAAGCCAAAUCUCCAGGUGUUCCGAGCCCGCUUCUCAGAGAUCACACCUCGGGCCAUCAGGUCCGCUUGCGAGAACCUCACCCAGCCAGAUCAGAAUGUCAGCGACGCUGUGGAGGUGAGACAAGAGCUGGAUCUCCGAAUAGGGGCUGCCUUUACACGGUUCCAGACAUUGAGGCUUCAGAAGAUCUUCCCUGAGGUAUUAGCAGAACAACUAAUCAGCUAUGGGAGUUGUCAGUUCCCAACUCUGGGCUUCGUGGUGGAAAGAUUCAAAGCUAUUCAAGCCUUUGUCCAAGAAACAUUCUACAAAAUUAAAGUGAUUCAUGACCACGAAGAGGGUACCGUGGACUUCAGCUGGAAGAGGCAUCGUCUUUUCAACCACACAGCAUGCCUUGUUCUCUACCAGAUGUGCAUGGAGGCUCCUGUGGCUACCGUUGUGGAGGUUGGAAGCAGACCGAAGAGUAAAUGGAGACCUCUGCCGCUGGACACUGUGGAACUUGAGAAAUUGGCCUCCCGUAAACUGAAAAUAAAUGCCAAGGACACCAUGAAGAUUGCCGAGAAGCUUUAUACCCAAGGGUACAUAAGUUAUCCUCGAACAGAAACCAACAUUUUCCCCAGAGACUUAAACCUCUCCCACCUGGUGCAGCUUCAGACCCAAGACCCCCACUGGGGAGGCUUUGCGCAAAGGAUCCUAGACGGAGGUGGGCCAACCCCACGGCAAGGAACAAAAUCAGAUCAGGCUCACCCUCCCAUUCAUCCCACCAAAUAUGUCGGUAAUUUGCAGGGGAAUGACCAGCGCCUGUACGAAUUCAUUGUCCGGCACUUUCUGGCCUGCUGUUCCGAAGAUGCUAAAGGGCAAGAAACAACGGUGGAGAUUGAUAUUUCUAACGAGCGCUUCGUGGCUCAUGGAUUGAUGAUCCUCGCCAGAAAUUACCUGGAUGUCUACCCUUACGAAAGGUGGAGUGAUAAGGUUAUCCCUGUCUAUGAGAAGGGGUCUUGCUUUCAACCCACCACAGUGGAGAUGGUGGAAGGGGAGACCAGCCCACCCCAGCUGCUCACAGAAGCCGAUCUCAUUUCCCUGAUGGAGAAACACGGCAUUGGGACUGACGCCACCCACGCGGAACACAUUGAGACCAUCAAGUCCCGCAUGUAUGUGGGGCUCACCCCAGACCAGAGGUUCCUGCCAGGACACCUGGGGAUGGGGCUGGUUGAAGGCUACGACUCCAUGGGCUAUGAGAUGUCCAAACCUGAUCUUCGAGCCGAACUAGAAAAUGACUUGAAGCUGAUGUGCGAGGGGAAGAAGGACAAGUCUGUCGUGCUCAGAGAGCAGAUCCAGAAGUAUAAGCAAGUCUUUGUGGCCGCUGUGGAGAAGGCCAAGAAGCUGGAUGAGGCUUUGUCUCAAUAUUUUGGGGAAGUGACCCGCGUUGCACAAGAAGAAGACAUUUACCCUGCAAUGCCAGAUCCCGUUAGGAAAUGCCCCCAGUGCAACUCUGACAUGAUCUUGAAGACCAAGAAGAACGGAGGCUUUUAUCUCAGCUGCUUGGGCUACCCCGCUUGUAAAUCUGCGAUCUGGUUUCCUGACUCCGUGUUGGAAGUCAGCAAGGAUAAUUCCGUCUGCGACGUCUGCAAGCCACCCCCGGUGCAUCGGCUGAAAUUGAGAUUCAAGCGGGGCAGCCUCCCUGCCAUGAUGCCUCUGGAAUUUGUGGGUUGCAUCGGUGGCUGCGAUGAAAAUCUCAGGGAGAUCCUAGAUCUGAAGUACCUACAAGGCCCAGCCAGGGCUCCACCUCAGCCAAGUCAUUUCUCCCAUGAUGUCCACCGUUCCCUUAACGGGACGAUCCCCAGCCAUGGCCAGCGCUCGCUUGCUCCUCUGCCUGCCCCUGCCACGGCACCCAGGACUCCUGCAGUGCACACUGAUGUCGGUGAGAACAACGCCGUGGUGUGCAACUGCGGAGAGGAGGCCCUGCUGCUCACGGUCCGGAAGGAGGGGCCGAACCAUGGCAGGCAGUUUUACAAAUGCAGCACUGGCAGCUGCCGAUUCUUCCUGUGGUCCGACCAGCAGCAGCCAGACAACAGGCAGAACGGGAUGGCCGGGCUACUGGCACUGCCCCCAAGCUCUUUCCUGCCAGGGCAAAGAAGCACGGCAGGUCCCGGGAGGGAAGGUGCCAAUCCAGGAGCCAGCGCUGGCCGAGGUGGCGCUCUCUGCAGAUGCGAGCAGCCCGUGGUCACCAGGACGGUCCAGAAGGAAGGACCCAACAAGGGGCGCCAGUUCCACACCUGCUCCAAACCGAGGGAGCAGCAGUGCGGCUUUUUUGAGUGGGCAGAUGAGAGCCCAUUGCCUGCAGCCACCACCUUUCCUUCAAGCCGCUCCACGGGAGAAUGGGCCCAGCGGGGGCCAGGAACCAAAGCUAAAAGAUCAAACAGCGAUUCCUCCUUGACGGCACCUAUGAAGAGACCGAGGACGUGCAGCCUCUGCCACCAGCCUGGUCACACCAAGACGACGUGUCCGCAAAAUCACUGAAGCAGCGUGGCCCAUGAUGAGCCCAGGCUGAUUUGCCCAGGGGACUCCAGGCCUGUUUGCAAACAGAAGCGCUGAAGUGGUGGAACACCAGCCUCUUCCGGAAGUGGACUGCUGAAAGAUCAGGCUUGUUUCUUGCAAAGCAGGGACGCCCAGACCUCAGUUCUCCACAUAUUCUAAGUUUCAAAGAAUAGGUGGGAUUGGGGAGACUUUAGACUGUACCGCUUUGCUGACUUGCAUGAUUUAAAAAGCUUUUCUUUGGGAAUUUAAAUGGGGAGGGUGUGUUUCUCAAAGAACUGAAACUCAUUUUUAGGACUCGGGCUUUCUUAGAGAAUGUAAUUUUGAAGCUGAGCAAACUUUUCCUGUGUACAAAUCCUACCCCACCCCGUGAAUGAGAUGACUUGAUAAUUUAUUCAAAAGGAGAAUAUAUAAAACGCGUAUAAAAACAGCAGAGUUUAAGCUCAGUAUUUCUAACUUGUGUCCUGCUAAAUGCUAUAUUCUCAUGAUCAAAAGGGCAGCCACUGCCCAGGUCCAAACUGAUGUGGAUAUUUUUUAAAUUAAAAUAUAUGUUUGAUUUAAACUUUGUGUGUUGGGCGUUCCAGUAUUUAGCCGUAUCUAAGGAGUACUGAAAGUAUCACAAG
Messenger RNA from Python bivittatus (Burmese python), 3633 nucleotides. RefSeq names its product DNA topoisomerase III alpha (gene TOP3A). Lineage: Eukaryota; Metazoa; Chordata; Lepidosauria; Squamata; Pythonidae. Gene Ontology annotation, molecular function: zinc ion binding; DNA topoisomerase type I (single strand cut, ATP-independent) activity; DNA binding. Gene Ontology annotation, cellular component: RecQ family helicase-topoisomerase III complex; chromosome; nucleus. The record is from RefSeq and is a predicted model, not a curated record. Gene Ontology annotation, biological process: DNA repair; DNA topological change; DNA recombination.